This is a messenger RNA of Nycticebus coucang (slow loris), 733 nucleotides long. It is a transcript of the gene UFM1, whose product is annotated as ubiquitin fold modifier 1. The record is from RefSeq and is a predicted model, not a curated record. Bases 349 to 606 code for a protein of 85 amino acids. Gene Ontology annotation, biological process: protein K69-linked ufmylation. Gene Ontology annotation, cellular component: cytoplasm; nucleus. The transcript has 6 exons. NCBI's taxonomy places the organism in Eukaryota, Metazoa, Chordata, Mammalia, Primates, Lorisidae.
CCGCCCCAACCUGCCAGCUGGGAUCGGGGGUCCUAGUCUCUAGGCCUUCACUUGUGCUGCCUGAUUAAAAAUAUGACCGAGAAAAAUAAAGUUAGAAAUAUAUUCUUUCCAUACGAUUCAUACUUUUAGCUCAGAUGUGUAAAUGCCAAACUAGCAGGUCCUUGUGACUUGGAGGCUCCCGGCAGCGUGAACAUUUGGGGGCGAUUCAGGCAGUGUUUUGGACGACAGCAACUGCAGAGGUCCCCGGUGUGCCGAGAGAAACGUGGCUUCGCGGGGCCGGAGCGGUCCUAGGAGGAAGUGGGGCUCCCGGCGAAGUUGGCGCGGGGUUUCCAUCCGACCGGCCUCAUCAUGUCGAAGGUUUCCUUCAAGAUCACGCUGACGUCGGACCCGCGGCUGCCGUACAAAGUACUUAGUGUUCCUGAAAGUACACCUUUUACAGCAGUCUUAAAAUUUGCAGCAGAAGAAUUUAAAGUUCCUGCUGCAACAAGUGCAAUUAUUACCAAUGAUGGAAUAGGAAUAAAUCCUGCACAGACUGCUGGAAAUGUUUUCCUCAAACAUGGUUCAGAACUACGAAUUAUUCCUAGAGAUCGUGUUGGAAGUUGUUAAUAUCUACUACUUGGAACAUACAAUUUCCUUUCAGAAUAAAUGUUGAUAUUGAUGUUUUUUGUUGUGAAAUUGAAAUCAGGCAUUGAAUAUAUAAUGAAAACACCAGGAGUCAACGGAAUAAGGAGAA